UCUUGUCGAGGGUUGUGUCGGGUAUCGUAUCGUAUCGUAUCGUAUCGUAUCGUGUAGUAUCGUGUCGUGUCACGUAAAUGCGGCUCGCUGCGCUGCUCUUCCUUCUUCUCCAUGGCUUGAACUACCAACUCCAACGCUGCUAGCGUUCUUACCAUUCAGAACUCAAAACCACUCCGUUGAAACUUCGUGACAGCGAAACCAUCCGAAACUCUCCGAAGUUCUACGUAACCAGGCAACCAACCAAUCACCAGGAGGGUUCUCCCAAAAGACGUCAUCCAGACGUCAGAUCUGCAUCCAAUCCGAGGCACGGGGAUUCCCUGAGACGAGGCAAAUCUCCAACUCCGCUUUCAGCAAAUGCAACUGUAGUGAAAGCAUGGAUGUGGAUGUGGUGAGUUUCCGGUUGCCUGCGCAUGGAGACACUGCCCUGAGUAACAUGAACUUCCUGCGGACGCAGCAGCACUUCUGUGAUGUCACCAUCGUGGCGGGAGGCAGGCGCAUGUUCAGGGGUCACAAGGUCGUACUGGCGGCUUGCUCUGUGUUUCUCAGGGACCAGUUUCUCAUGAACCCCUCAUCAGAGCUACAGCAGGUGUCGAUGUUGCACAGCUCAGCAGUGGUAUGUGAACUCCUCCAGUCCUGUUACACAGGGAUGCUUCAGUUCAGUGCCAAAGAGAUCGUGAACUACCUGACGGCAGCCAGCUACCUGCAGAUGGAGCAUGUGGUGGAGAAAUGCAGAGGAGCCCUGAGCCAGUACAUGCAGCCCCAGACUGGCAGCCCAGUUGGGAAUGUCUCAACCUCAAACAAGGCUAUUCAGACUGUGAAUUCAGAAGACUGUCUGUCUAUGCCGGUGAUUGUCAGUGUGAGAGGAUCAGAUGCAUCUGGACACUUCGAGGGAGAGGACGGGCCUGAGAGUGACAUCAUUCAGGUGCAGAUCAACGAUGAACAUCAACCCCCCGAGAAGACCUCUGGUGCUGAGGAGGGAGACCGAGAAGCUGUUGUCGUGUUAGAUGACCACGAACCGAUGGACGCAGGUAUAGAGGAGCCCAGUAUGGAGGGGCAAGCUAAAGGCAACGACCUCAGAGGGGCAGGCCGCAUGUGGAGACGACGGCAAGGAGAGCACAGGGGAGGCAAAGGAAGAGGCUUUAAACACAGGAAACGAUACAUAUUCAAAGACCGCAAGCUCUUGGGUAACUAUCAGGAUUAUCAGGAGUGCCUCUCAACGCCAGAUGAGACUACAGGUACUUUUGGAGCGGACUUUCAGGCUGAUUUCAAGUCCAAUCAUCAGCUCACAGAUGGUUCGGUCUUCGUUGAGUAUAGGGCUGGAGAGGGACAAGGAGAAGAGAUCGUCUCUGAUGGAGGUCCUGCACACUUUGGUGUGGAAGCCUCCAGCGGGGAACAGGGAAUGAGAGUUGGGACACAUACAAAUGAGCAUGGAGCUGCUGACGAGUCUGUGGCGGUGGUGGGAUCCACGUCCUCCGUGGCGGGACCAGUGGUGUGUGAGCAGUGCGGACUGGCAGUUUGCUCAAUGCAGGACUUAGCCAUGCAUUCCCUGGUGUCACAUCGACUGUACAUGUGUCCGUGCUGCGGGAAGCACUUCAACCACUUUAAUAUCCUCAACCGCCACAUGAUCGUCCACCGUGGAGUUUCCAAGCUCCACUGUUGCCCCCUGUGCCACAAGACCUUCACUCAGAAGUCAACACUGUUAGACCACAUGAAUGUGCACAGUGGGGAGCGGCCGUAUGUGUGUGCGUACUGCCACGUCAGCUUCGCCCACAAGUCUGCUCUGCGCCGUCACCUGAUGGAGCAACACGGAAAGACCAUGCCCCAAAACCAAAUAGAGAUGCAGCGAAACAAUGGCCUAGGGUUUUAAAUCCGACUUAAAUAGGUAAAGUGGGUGUUAGAAUGAAAAUAAAAAUCUACCCUUUAUUUAUUUUCUUAAUACUGUUUUAUAUAUUCAUUUUGCACAGCCGUAAAAAAUGUCUUCGAAAUUGAUAUGAAGUAACUAUGCAGUUGAGCUCUAUAGUCUGGAGAGAAUGAGCUUUUAUUCAGUUAUUUAUGGAUCGUUUGCCCGAAAAUGAAAAUGCUGUAAUGAUUUAUUCACCCUGUCGUUACAAACCUACGACUUUCUCAACUGACUUUCAUCUGUGAAACACUAAAUAAUAUAUUUAACUGUUAUUGUCCAAACAAUAAAAAUCAAUGUGGUCCAAACAAUAAUGACUCCACUAUUAUAUAUACAGCUGUUGGGCAUUACUGUAUGCUGUAUCUCCGUCAGAUCCUUCGAUCCAGCUGUGGACUUUCAUAGAUAUUUUGUCCCUUUAAUCCCAGGACAUCUUUUGGUGGUGGGACAAUGGUCAGGGGGGGAAUCUGUCAUGUUGGUGGAUUCCAGUUCCUUAGAUAUAAAGCCACCACCCUCCAUAGGCCACAACUCCUUUUUUUCUUCCUUUAUGUCUGGCAAACUAACAACACCCUCCUGUGCUCCUAACU
Carassius auratus (goldfish) is the source of this 2481-nucleotide messenger RNA. Its product is annotated as zinc finger and BTB domain-containing protein 12-like. The transcript has 4 exons. The coding region runs from base 374 to 1867 and encodes 497 amino acids. Gene Ontology annotation, molecular function: RNA polymerase II cis-regulatory region sequence-specific DNA binding; protein binding; DNA-binding transcription factor activity, RNA polymerase II-specific. NCBI's taxonomy places the organism in Eukaryota, Metazoa, Chordata, Actinopteri, Cypriniformes, Cyprinidae. The record is from RefSeq and is a predicted model, not a curated record. Gene Ontology annotation, biological process: regulation of transcription by RNA polymerase II.